Ochlerotatus camptorhynchus is the source of this 641-nucleotide messenger RNA. RefSeq lists its product as uncharacterized. The record is from RefSeq and is a predicted model, not a curated record. Bases 70 to 609 code for a protein of 179 amino acids. The transcript has a single exon. NCBI's taxonomy places the organism in Eukaryota, Metazoa, Arthropoda, Insecta, Diptera, Culicidae.
UGCUUAAAGCUGCCGGAAUAUUAAAAUUUCCACAUCAGUAUUUCGAAAGAUUUCAACCGACCAACAACCAUGGUCACCAAAGUCCUCACGUUUCUGGCGGUGGCUACCGUCGUCACCCUGCAGCUGGUAGCAGCACAAUUGGCCAGCAGCUGCAUCGCAUCGUCCUGCAAGACCUACCAGGACAUCAACACCCUGUGGUGCCACUCGGAUCCGACCUACUUCUGCCAGUGCCGAACCGAUGCCAGCGGAAAGUGGGUAGAGCAAGUGAUGCCCUGCUCGCGCAACGGAACUCUCUUCAGCUUCCGUCGGCAAACGUGCGUCCACGAGGACCAGUGGGACCGGGACGAGUGCUCGGAGAAGGACAACACUCCGGUGAUGAAGGAAGAACUGGAAAUCGCCUCCUGUAGCAAUCCAUGUACGACGUAUGAGGAAAUUUCGCGACUAUGGUGCCAUCCGGAGGACCGGAAGCUGUUCUGCCAGUGCAGGCCAACGGAGGUGCAACUCGUUUUCCGGCCAGUUCGGAUGCCCUGUGCCAGUGGGACCAGUUUCAGCUUCCAACGGCAGACGUGCAUGCACGAUGCAGUGUGGACGAAUAGUUGUUCGGUUUGAUUUGUGGGAGUGAAUUUUGAUGUAGUUUUGGG